Molecule: messenger RNA, 1817 nt
Organism: Spinacia oleracea (spinach)
Lineage: Eukaryota; Viridiplantae; Streptophyta; Magnoliopsida; Caryophyllales; Amaranthaceae
Exons: 16
Coding region: 63-1421 (452 amino acids)
Source: RefSeq, a predicted model, not a curated record
AAAAUCAGUUGUAAAACCAGAGGCAAGAACGGCAGAAGAGAAACCGUGAAAGAGAGAAGAAGAUGAAGAAAGACAAAGGAGUUGCAUUUGAAUCGGCGAGUCCAAACGGUAGUGAAGGAUCCGAAGAUAAACCCGAAGAUGCUAAUCUUCGUCCCUUCCGAUUCGCCGCACGCAACGCUUCUUCCAAAUACGAUUUCGUCAAGGUUAAAGUUUGGCUUGGUGAUAAUGCUGAUCAUUACUAUGUUUUAUCGAGAUUUCUGCUCAGCAGAAUGUUAACAGUUACAAAGAUUCCUAAUCAUGUAGCUAUCAAGAUUGCGCUGGAACUUAAAAAGUUGCUCAUCGACAACAGUCUGCUUGACGUCUCUCAGAAUGACCUGGAGGCUAAUUUGUUCAAGCUUAUGGAACGUAGGGGCUAUGGUGAAGAGUACAUCAACCGUUAUAAGAUGAUGACCAGGUUUCACCAUCAGCGGGUGCCUUUGGUAAUUCUUGUUUGUGGAACUGCUUGUACUGGGAAGUCCACCAUUGCUACACAACUUGCACAAAGACUAAAUUUGCCAAACGUCUUGCAGACUGAUAUGGUCUACGAACUACUUCGCACGUCAACAGAUGCUCCGUUGACAUCUACUCCUGUAUGGGCAAGGGAAUUUGAUUCUUCUGAGGAGUUCAUUACGGAGUUUUGCAGAGAAUGCAGGAUAGUUCGCAAAGGUUUGGCUGGUGAUCUCAAGAAAGCAAUGAAAGAUGGAAAACCUAUUAUAAUUGAGGGAAUACAUUUAGAUCCUAGCAUUUAUUUAAUGGAUGAUGAUAAUAAAUUGUCCAUGAAAACACAACCAAAAGUUGAAGACACAAAGGUUGCAUCUGAUCCAUCAGUAGAUAAUUCUACCUGCCAAAUACAAAAUCAACCUGCUGAUGAGGGCAAAUUUGAUUCUGGUAGUAGAGGCAUCUGUGGUGAGAAUACAAGCUCCAAGGAACUUGUAUCUAGCGACCAGGCGCAUGAAGUUCUAAGCUCUCUUGCUUCUGUCAAUAUUAAAGAUAGAGUCUCUGAUGAUAAAGUUGAGAAUCUUAAUGAAACGAAGAUGGAUGAAAACCCUCAAAGAAAGAAAGAGAGGUCUGGAGCUGAACCAAUCAUUGUACCUAUUGUUCUUAAAAUGGCUGAAUUUGAUCAUGAGGCAUUACUCGAGGAAUGGAUUCCAACUCGUACAUUCAGUGAUAACAGCGUCGUGAAGGAUAAAGAAAAGCUAAUGAAGAAUCUGAAGAUCAUUCAAGACUACCUUUGCUCAUUUGAGUCUCAGGGUCUAACUGUUGUGAAUAUAUCUGCAACAACAUUCCCCCAAACAUUGGAUUGGCUGCACAGCCAUCUUCUUCAGUGUAUUGAACAAGGUACAUCUUCUGUGUCUACCCCCAAGCAACAAAGCAAGAGCUAGAAUGGGUGCACUUGUCAACAGUGGUACCUGGUGAUUUUACAUUAUGGUCUUGACCCACCAUUAAUAAUCAUGGUUACCGAUUGAAGUAGAAUUAUCGAGGAUGAUUUGAACAUCAAACCACGGGUGGUUCAUGGAUGUUGUAUACUUUCUUGAUGUAUUAAUCUUUUAUCCAUAAGAAUACCCAAAAGGAAGUAAGGGUCUCCUAGAUGUAUCAAAACAAUUGAAAAUUUUCCAAACGUUGUGUAAAUUAUCUCCAGAAUUUCCUCAAUAAGAUGUUAAUUCAUGUUGUAAAAUGUAACACAUGCUCAAACUUUCAUGAUCAGGAUAUGUUAAUAUUGUCCCGACUAUUCACACGGGUUUUUGUCCCGUUUUUGGGGAUUUUUCAGAUAUGGCUUA